Messenger RNA from Brassica oleracea var. oleracea, 1084 nucleotides. Its product is annotated as probable mitochondrial adenine nucleotide transporter BTL3. Gene Ontology annotation, biological process: transmembrane transport. NCBI's taxonomy places the organism in Eukaryota, Viridiplantae, Streptophyta, Magnoliopsida, Brassicales, Brassicaceae. The record is from RefSeq and is a predicted model, not a curated record.
AACUUGAAAGACUCUGUGUUGAUCCAAGAAGCUGGUGGGAAGAAGAUUAGCGUUAAGGAGAAUGGAUCAGGAGCUGCUCUCAACACCACCAAGCAUCUAUGGGCUGGAGCUUUUGCAGCCAUGGUUUCAAGAACUUGCAUUGCACCACUAGAGCGAAUGAAGCUAGAGUACAUAGUCCGUGGAGAGCAACGAAACCUUCUUAAACUCAUUCAAAGAAUCGCAACAACCGAAGGCAUUAGAGGAUUCUGGAAAGGAAACUUGGUUAACAUUCUCCGAACCGCUCCUUUCAAGUCCAUCAACUUCUACGCAUAUGAUACAUACAGAGGCCACCUUCUCAAACUCUCCGGGAACGAAGAAACCACUAACUUCGAGAGGUUUAUCGCCGGUGCAGCCGCCGGAGUAACAGCUAGCUUGCUUUGUCUACCGCUAGACACCGUGAGAACGGUUAUGGUUGCACCUGGCGGGGAGGCUUUAGGCGGUGUCGGCGCGUUCCGCCACAUGGUUCAGACAGAAGGUUUCUUCUCGUUAGGCCUUGUGCCUUCGCUUGUGAGCAUGGCUCCUGCGGGAGCUGUGUUCUACGGCGUCUAUGACAUUCUGAAGUCAGCUUACCUUCAUACGCCGGAAGGUAAGAAGCGGCUUGAACACGUGAGACAAGAAGGCGAUGAGCUGAAUGCUUUUGAUCAGCUCGAGCUCGGUCCUUUGAGGACUUUGCUGUACGGAGCAAUCGCUGGGGCGUGCUCGGCAGCGAGUUAUCCGUUUGAAGCUGUGAGAAGGCAUUUGCAAAUGCAGUCGCAUGAGGGGAGGCUGAGCGCUGUGGCUACUUGUGUGAAGAUUGUUGAACAUGGUGGUGUUCCUGCUCUAUAUGCUGGCUUGAUUCCCAGCUUAUUGCAGGUUUUGCCUUCAGCAGCGAUUAGUUACUUUGUGUAUGAGUUCAUGAAAGUUGUCAUGAAGGUGGAAUCAACACAAUAGGUGGUCUUAUGGCUUCAAGUUACUUCUGAGGAGAUUUUUUUUUGUUUGGGUUUUUACUCUGAAUCUGAAGCUUUGUACCCACUUUUACUUGGGCAUAUUGUUUGUGAAAACCACU